Botrytis cinerea B05.10 is the source of this 1716-nucleotide messenger RNA. RefSeq lists its product as hypothetical. The record is from RefSeq and is a predicted model, not a curated record. The transcript has 3 exons. Bases 458 to 1450 code for a protein of 330 amino acids. Lineage: Eukaryota; Fungi; Ascomycota; Leotiomycetes; Helotiales; Sclerotiniaceae.
GGGCGAAUAAUCAGAAGGGGGAUGACUAUGCGCUAACCUCGUCGAGACUAGAUCCUAAGCACAAAAAUGACUUCGUCCGAAGUUUCGUCCGAAGUAUUGUCUGAUUGGUUCGAAUCAUUACAUAAGCAUCCGAGCUGAAGACUUUAUGUACUUCUCAGACAUAUCGUCCGUGUUUUCGUCCGCUUUUGAUUGUUAAUCUGUAAUCUGUGUGUUUGCAGGAGUACUAGUUGUACGAAAUUGAGUAUGAUGACGCAAAUGACACCAUGUAUCCCUGGUUGUUGUUGGUCCGUUGGCACAUAUAUAGAUGUACAACUAACGAUGUACCUCUCUCGGUUCUCAUUAUAUCCUCCUUCAUCUAUCUUUUAUAGACUUCUAUACCUGUUAUCAGAGACCGGCAGUGACUUGCGGACUUGGACAUAUUGUUUGAUUUUCUUGUAUCCUUACUCCAAUCAUCAACAUGGGCUGGUUCACCUCCUUCCUCUAUUCCCAAUUAUUCGUCACCCUCCCUAUCCCCACCCACGACUUCACAAACCAAACCAUAAUCAUAACCGGAUCCAACACAGGACUCGGUCUCGAAGCCGCUCGUCACGUCUCCCGUCUUAAUGCCCACCUUCUAAUCCUCGCCGUGCGUUCUCAAUCCAAAGGUCAAGACGCAAAAACAUCCAUCCUAGCAAGUACCGGCCGUCCAGAAUCCAGCAUUGAAGUUUGGUCUCUAGACAUGCAAUCUCCAUCUUCGAUCCAAGAUUUCUGCUCCAAAGCCAAUAAGCUCCCCAGGAUCGAUGCCGUGCUUGCUAAUGCGGGGAUUAUGACGAAAUAUUUUAAGUUGGUGGAAGGCCAUGAAAGCACGGUUAUGACAAACGUGAUUGGGACUUUCCAAUUGGUUUUCGGACUAUUACCGAAACUGAAAGAGUCAGCGAAGGAAUUCGAUAUUCAACCUCGAGUCUCGAUUGUGGCUUCGGAUUUGCAUUUUAUUGCCAAGUUCAAAGAGGCGAAAGAGAAGGAGAUUUUCAAGGCGUUGAAUGAUGAGAAGACAUCCGAACUCGAUUUGGAAAGAUACGCCACCACGAAGCUUCUUCAAGUAUUCGGAGUCCGCGAGCUCGCCCAGAAACUUACACGGGAUUCCGAUUCUGUAUCUCCAUCAGUCAUUGCCAAUUGCAUGACGCCCGGAGCUUGCAAAUCCGAUUUCCAUCGCGAAGAUCAGGGGUUUGAUAAGUUCAAGAAAUGGCUCUUGAGUGCUCUGCUUGCGCGCAGCACGGAAGCCGGGAGUCGCACUUUGGUGGCGGGAAUUGCAGCGGGGGAGGAAAGUCAUGGGGAAUAUAUGGCGGAUUGUUUGGUGGCUGAGACCGGCCCACUUGUGAGAGGACCUGAAGGUAUGAAGUUGCAGAAGAAGGUAUGGGAUCAAUUGAUGACGGAACUGGAGAAGAUUCAACCCGGCGUUUCCUCAAACUAACGGUAAAGUUCUCGAGGCAAAAUCAAGAUGGAAAAUUGGAAGAAAGAAUUUGUUUCUAGAUUUCGGAGUUCUGUUAGAGCGUCGAGUGGCGCGGAUAGAUCUGUGAUUACCAGUUGUUAGAUUGGAACUAUGUAUAGUGUGAUUGAAACCGUACCCGUCCAGCUGUUCGUAUAUUUUAUCUCCUUUGAAACAAUACAGAAUCGAGAAAGAGGGAAAAAAACAUAUAUAAUCAAAUCAGACAUCAAAAAAAUCCGCCAAGUGGUACA